CUCUUCUCUCCUCUCUACACUUUGCUCGAGUUGGGACUUGAUCGUCUCAUCUCCUCACCGCCGAGCUGUCUCUGGCGGAUUCCUGGAGAAGAAGACGAAGAGUCGCGUCGGAGUUUCGAUCCUCCUUUUGCCUUCCUCUCUUGCCGUUCGAUCCUCCUUUUGUAAACUAUCGAGCUCAGAGUCUCCUUGAGGAAUUUGAUCCCCUUUCUCCAGCGGUUUCCGCUUUUUGGAGCCGUAGUUGUCUGGAAUUGGCAAGCUAGAUAAUCGGAGAAGGAAUCCUUGCCGGAUACUUCAGAUAGAGACUUAAUGGGAAAUAAUGAAGCAAUGACGCCUUCGAAAACAGAGAAAUUGCCUUCACAUGUACAGGUAAUCCACUAGUGGGGAGCUUAAAAAAUAAUUGGCUUUUGAGCUUUCAAUAUGUCACAGAUCAACCCACAUUUCAUCCAUAUCCUGACUGGGCAGCUAUGCAAAAGAAGAGGCUGUUCUUCUUCUUUUUUUCAGGCAUAUUAUGGUCCUGGAGUGAUGCCUCCUUAUUUCAGCACUUCGAUUGUGCCUGGUUAUGCACCUCAUCCAUACAUGUGGGCUCCAAGGCCCCUUAUCCCUCCUUUUGGGUCACCAUAUGCGGCAAUUUAUCCAAAUGGAGGUUAUCCUCACCCAUCAAUGCCCCCUGGUCCUCAUCAACUCCUUGCAUCAACUGAAGCAGUAGUGAUGGCAACUCCUUUGAAUGUAGGAGCUCCUGAUACAUCAUUAGGGAGCAAGGACAAAGAGAUCACAACUAAGCUUAAUGCAGCUGUGGGUAAUAUAAGUUCAAAUAAUGCUGCAAGUUCUCAUCAACAUGAGCUGUCACAAAGUGGAUAUAAUAGUGCAGAUGGGUCUCACAAUGGAAGUGAUGGGAGUAAUUCAACAGGAGGAUCUAGCAACCAAAGCAAGGUUGGUUCUAAAGAUAGAUCAUCAUCAGAUGAUAGAAAAAUUGACUCGGAUAUUAAUCCUCUCAAUGGUGGGGAAAGUUCAUCCUUGAAAGUUUCUUCAGGAGUUUCCAGGACACCUAUGGAUACUACAGGAUAUCAAAUGAGGAAUAAAACCUCACCUAGUCUAGUGCAAGCAUUUCCAGUGAAAAAAAAUGGCACACCUGUCCACCAAACAACCAUUCCUAAGAUGUCUGGUUGUAAUGGUGUACCUUCUGAACCAUGGAUGCAGGAUGACCGAACAGUGAAACGAGAGAAAAGGAAACAGUCUAACAGAGAGUCUGCUAGAAGAUCAAGGUUGAGAAAACAGGCUGAAAAUGAGGAACUUGCUAAGAAAGUUGAUACCUUGUUUGCUGAAAACACUAACCUCAGAUCUGAAAUAAGUCGACUAACUACAAACUCGAAUGCAUUGAGAACAGAGAACUCAGCUUUGUUGGAUAAACUAAAAAGCUCUCAAUUGAUCCAAACAGAAGAAUCAUCUCUUCCAGACGAGGAUACCGGAAGUGCGCCAUCAAUUAUUGCUGCCAACUUCUUGUCAAUGAUCGAUAAGCCAAGCUCAAUUAGCCCAAUUGAAAAGUUAGAAGAGGAGAGCUGCAGCAAGCCCAGCGGCAAGCUUCAGCAGUUUCUAAACACUAGUCCAGGAACAGAUGUAGUGUAAACUGUGCUGGGCAUGGUUCGUGUUACCGCACAGGAUAAGGAAUUAUAGUGAUCUUGUAUGAUUUUGUCUUUCUAUUGACUUGAUGGACAACAAGUACAAAUCUAGUUGUUGGAACCUUUUAGAAAUCCCAACCUCUAUUGAAUGACAAGAACUGCUGUAAAUUUAUCAGAGGUGUCAAGUAUAAGUUCAUUUUGUCCUCUUCAA
Messenger RNA from Zingiber officinale, 1827 nucleotides. Its product is annotated as G-box-binding factor 3-like. The record is from RefSeq and is a predicted model, not a curated record. The coding region runs from base 418 to 1623 and encodes 401 amino acids. The transcript has 14 exons. Gene Ontology annotation, cellular component: nucleus. NCBI's taxonomy places the organism in Eukaryota, Viridiplantae, Streptophyta, Magnoliopsida, Zingiberales, Zingiberaceae. Gene Ontology annotation, biological process: regulation of DNA-templated transcription. Gene Ontology annotation, molecular function: sequence-specific DNA binding; DNA-binding transcription factor activity.